Messenger RNA from Anisakis simplex (herring worm), 189 nucleotides. NCBI's taxonomy places the organism in Eukaryota, Metazoa, Nematoda, Chromadorea, Rhabditida, Anisakidae. The record is from the annotation of a GenBank genome assembly.
AUGAGGUCUACCACCAACUUUGGGCUGCGAUCCCAGGCAACCCGACUCCAAGGAGCGACCAACCGACCGUCUCGCCACCCGUACAGGUCUAGCACCUUCUUUGGACUAUGGCCCCGCUCAAGGGGACUUUGGGUGCACGAAACGAGCGGACAGCCGCACCUAUACGCUACAAUUCCAAGCGACCAGUGA